Molecule: messenger RNA, 2700 nt
Organism: Mus pahari (shrew mouse)
Lineage: Eukaryota; Metazoa; Chordata; Mammalia; Rodentia; Muridae
Product: histone lysine demethylase PHF8-like
Exons: 2
Coding region: 1-2700 (899 amino acids)
Biological process (GO): protein demethylation; regulation of transcription by RNA polymerase II
Molecular function (GO): transcription coregulator activity; histone demethylase activity
Source: RefSeq, a predicted model, not a curated record
AUGUAUUGUCUUUGUCGACAGCCUUAUAAUGUGAACCACUUCAUGAUUGAGUGUGACCUGUGCCAGGACUGGUUUCACCAUAGCUGUGUUGGGAUUAAAGAAGAAAACGCUGUUGACAUUGACAUCUACCACUAUCCAGACUGUGAGGUUGUAUUUGGGCCUUCCAUUAUGAAAAGCUGGUGUGGAUCAUCUAGAAUGCGUGAAGCUCUCAGGGAGCCAUUGAUGACUGGAAGCCCUAUCUCUACUCACCAAAUCCAGGGUAGGAUUUUUGACAGUUCUGACAAAGUGAUUUUGAAGCCCACAGGAAGUCAGUUAACAGUAGAAUUCCUGCAAGAAUGUAGCUUCAGUACACCUAUCCAUGUCUUGAAGAAGGAUGGCUUGGGGAUGGCACUUCCACCGACAUCAUUCACUGUCAGAGAUGUUGAACAAUACGUUGGUUCUGACAGAGAGAUUGAUGUGAUCGAUGUGGCCUGUCAGGCUAGCAGCAAGAUGAUGUUGGGAGAUUUUGUGAAAUAUUAUUACAGCAGGAAGAGGGAAAAGGCCUUUAAUGUUAUUAAUUUGGAAUUCUCUAAUACUAGGCUUUCUAAUAUAGUAGAGAUACCCAAGAUAGUUCGUAAGCUUUCCUGGGUUGAAAACUUAUGGCCAGAAGAGUGUGGCUUUGAGAGACCCAAUAUACAGAAGUAUUGCCUUAUGAGUGUGCAGAAUAGCUAUACAGAUUUUCACAUUGAAUUUGGUGGCACUUCAGUCUGGUACCAUGUACUUAAGGGUAAGAAGAUCUUCUACCUGAUCUGCCCAACAGAUGCUAACCUGAUUCUUUUUGAGUGUUGGAGCAACUCUUCUAACCAAAAGGAAAUAUUCUUUGGUGGCCAGGUAGACAGAUGUUACAAGUGUUCUGUGAAGCAAGGACAGACACUUUUCAUUCCUACAGGAUGGAUCUAUGCUGUGUUGACCCCUGUGGAUUGCCUAGCAUUUGGGGGAAACUUCUUACACAGUUUAAACAUUGAAAUGCAGCUCAAAGCCUAUGAAAUUGAGAAACAUCUGAGGACAACAGACCUCUUCAAGUUUCCAAACUUCGAGACCAUCUGUUGGCAUGUGGGGAAACACAUCCUGGACAUCUUUAAAGGUUUACGGGAGAAUGGGAGAUGUCCUGCAUCCUACUUGGUCCGUGGUGGUAAAGCUCUAAAUUUGGCCUUUCAAGCUUGGACAAGGAAAGAAGUUCUGCCUGACCAUAAUGAUAAGAUCCCAAAGACAGUGCAGACCAUACAGCUCAUUGAAGAUCUGGCUUGGGAAAUUUGUCUGGUUGAAGAUAACUUCCAACAGAACAACCCAAAGGCAAGUACUACCUUUAGGCUCCAGCAGCUCCAUACCAAUUCCUCUACCUUAGCUAGGCCAGCUCAUCCCACUUCAGUAUCCAAGUCUAAAUUAUCACUGCCCUCCAAAAGUAGUUCAGAAAAGAAAAGCCUGAAGUAUAAAGACAUCUUUAAGAAGGAAGAACAGAUGAGCAAGGAGAGUUCAGUUCUGACUCCUAAUUAUCAACAUAGCUGUAAUUUCAUGGAUCUAAAUAAUCAUCAACAAUGGGAGGUAGGCUCUUUCCAAAACAGAGAGUUUAACAUCACUAGUACUUGUUUGAAUGAUUCAGAUAACUCAAAAUAUGACAAAGUCUUCAAUGGAAAUGAGAGCAUGAUGCCUCUGUUGAUGGCUAAUGGCCGUAAGAAGAGGGUAAAGAGCUUGUCCAAUUCUUGGCAAGCCAAAAUCACAAAGAAGGAAGAUAAAUCAAGGUUGGUGAAAGAACAAGUGGUGGUAGACACAUUUAAUUCGGAUUUAAAUGAUGAGCUACAGAUUGAAAAGAAAUUAGGCAAAGAGAAAGUGAGUCUGGUGGUAAGACCAAAAAUUCCCCCAAGUUUGCCCCAUGUGAAAUUUUGCUCUGACCAAAACCAAAGUCAUGAGCCAGGGGAAACUGAGAUCACCAUUAUAGAGAACUAUAAAAUAGAUGAGGAAAUGGUGGAAAGGGUUGAAUGCAAGCUUAAGAACGGAAGUGAAUCUGAUGGAAUUAUUGAUCCACUAAAGGCCAGGAAACUGGUGGGUGGACCUGGCUGUGUUGUCCUCACUGAUGACCCAGACUCUUUCAGCAAUAAGGAAGAUAUCCAGGACACUGUGUUCAUGUCUGAUUUGCAGUCUUCACCUCCUUCACCAGCUUCCUCCAGCCUUCAGGCAUUUUGGAGUGGAGGACAAGACCAAGGCAACAGAAGCCCCAGCAGUAUCUUGGGCACAGUGUCUAACAGUCCUGUUUCUCAGCACACCCCAAGGAAAUGGCCCAUUAAGCGGCUAACAUACUGGAGAAAUGAAAGUGAGGAGGAAAAUGUUUGUGUAGAUGAGCAAGACAGCUUAGGAGAAUGCUUCAAGGGAGCUAAGUAUAUCUUCUUAUCUCUGGAAUCUGAUGAUGAUGAUGACAACGAUGAUGAUGAUGACGACGACGCUGCUUUGAGAUUUCUACCAAAGAAAAGGAAGAUAUCAGGUAAUACCCCAAGGAUUCCUAGGGCAGGUGAGAUCCCAACACUACCAAAGCAGGACCGUUCUGUGCCUGUGGGUAACAGAGUUGGCUCCAUUGAGAUAGACUGGGCUACAGCAGCUACAAAGCUGGCACAGCAGGUGAACAACAUGAAGCUCACUCUCACUAGUCCAGGAAAAAGCAGUCAAUAA